Molecule: messenger RNA, 1558 nt
Organism: Zea mays
Lineage: Eukaryota; Viridiplantae; Streptophyta; Magnoliopsida; Poales; Poaceae
Exons: 12
Coding region: 30-1304 (424 amino acids)
Biological process (GO): 7-methylguanosine mRNA capping
Cellular component (GO): nucleus
Molecular function (GO): mRNA 5'-cap (guanine-N7-)-methyltransferase activity
Source: RefSeq, a predicted model, not a curated record
AAAGACAGUGGCAGCAAGUAUAAAUUUUCAUGUAUAUUUGGCCCAAGGUUCACCGCUUUGCCUCGUUCCCGUUCUCCUCCUCGCAACUCUCUCGUCCAUACGUCGUAGCCGCCGCCUGUCUCUCACCGCCGACAUCCCGACAGCUCUCAGCCCAGAUCGAGCUUCCCCCUUCCCAAAUCGGGUUCUGCUUGGGCUCCCGCCACCGCCGCCCUACACCAGGUGCCAAGGCCUUCGCCGACCUCUUCGCCGGCGAAGAGCGCCCAGCAGAGAUGAAUGUAGCGGUGCCACCACAAUCUCCACAUCUUCGUCUAUAUGACUUUGCCAAGAGUGCCAUCAUCAAAAUUUUUGCCUUUCCUUAUGCUACGGUCUGUGACCUGUAUUGCGACGGUGGAAUGGAUACAGACAAGUGGUGUGAUGCCCAGGUUGGCCACUACAUAGGCAUCGAUGCCUCUGCAUCGGGUGUCAACUAUGCCCGUGAGCUAUGGGAGAACAGGAGGAAACCUUUCACUGCUGAAUUCAUCGAGUUGGAUCCUUCUGAUGAUGGUUUUGAAGCUCAAGUGCAGGAAAAGGGCAUCCAAGCAGAUAUGGUUUGCUGUAUGCAGCACUUGCAGUUAUGCUUUGAGAAUGAAGAACAGGCAAAGAAGCUUCUGAACAAUGUAUCAUCACUUCUCAAACCUGGAGGCUACUUCUUUGGCAUAACUCCAGAUUCAUCUACAAUAUGGACAAAAUAUCAAAAGAAUGUUGAGGCUUCACAUAAUAAGGGUUUGAAGACUGUUCCAAAUAGCAUUCGCUCAGAGAACUAUACCAUUACCUUUGAAGUCGAGGAAGAGAAGUUUCCCUUUUUUGGAAAGAAGUAUCAACUCAAAUUCGCGAGUGACGCGGUGUUUGAGAAUCAGUGCCUGGUCCACUUUCCCACCCUUAUGAGAUUAUCAAGGGAAGCUGGACUUGAAUAUGUGGAGAUCCAGAAUUUAACCGAGUUUUAUGAUGAUAACAGAACACAAUUCGCUCCAAUGCUUGGUGGUUACGGUGCAAGUUUUUUGGAUGCUCGAGGGAAGCUUGUUGCUCGUUCCUACGACAUUUUAGGCUUGUAUUCAGCAUUUGUGUUCCAGAAGCCUGAUCCAGAGGCAAUACCACCGAUUGUAACUCCCGACUUGCCUGAUCCUGAUAAAGGUCACGAAGAGCAGGAGUGGCUCCAGCCACAGCAGGCGUCAGUGGAAGAUGGGAGACGCUCGCAUGCGGAUGUGCUUCCCAUAGACCCUGAGAAAGGCAUCCUGGGUCCUGGACCUGCAGACAUGAGGCUUUAGUUGCUGGACAUUCAAAUGCAGCUGAGCCUGGGUAGUGAUUUUUUUUUCCACCGUGGGCAUUCUCCCAUAGUCCCAUGUGGCCAUGUCUCCUUUAUGAGUCCACGAAAAUAGCGAACAACACUACAAGGCUCAUGAAUCCUGCACGGACGCAUGGGCUUUCUUGUAAAACAAAUGCUCGAUACGUAUGACCUUGUACGGUCUUUGAUGUGUAUAUUUGACUGCUCAUACUCAGUACCAUUUUUUAAUUGCCUAAA